Messenger RNA from Pieris macdunnoughi, 1563 nucleotides. Lineage: Eukaryota; Metazoa; Arthropoda; Insecta; Lepidoptera; Pieridae. The record is from the annotation of a GenBank genome assembly.
AUGGGUGAUAAUAAAAAAAGGAAGAGCAGCAGUUUCCGCAAAAUAUUUCCAUUUUUCACAAAAAAAUGUAAACAGAAAUAUGACGAUAUUCCUCAUAUUUCCAAGAGAUCGAGUCACAAUCAAGUCUGCAAUCAAUAUUACAAUCCACAUUCUGUGAUAAAAGAUAAUAAAGAAAAUGUUUUGGAGCAAACUGAAGCGAUAUAUGAAAAUCUCUCUGUACCAUGUACUGUAGCGAAAAGCUAUAAAGAUAAACAAAGUACGAAAGAUUCUAAAACGCGUUUUCACAAUAAUGAUAAUUGGUAUCAACAUCAAGGUACUAGUUACCCACAAGAACUAUCAUUACAAAAUAGCUAUGAUACAGAGUCAAGUAUUGAUUUAAGGCGAUAUCCUGACAAAUACUAUCACUCUCUAGAUAAGUUACCAAGUAACACACUUCCUGUAGAUGAAAUAGAAAUAUACAAAGCAUCGCAAUUUCAAACAAAUCCAGAAUCAGUUGGGGCUGAAAUAAAACGUGUAAGCACCAAGUUCCUAAUUUCUCCGAAAAAAGAAGCCGAGGUUCGUACAAUUCAACCAACCAGGGCGCGCAGUUUGUCCCUUAGUAAAAAUAGACUUGCCCAGCAACCAAGAACAUACUACGAAAAUCGUGAUGUAGGUAAACCCUACCACUAUUCUGCGCCAACCUCUCCUAUCGCGGUUGGUCAUCGAAUACCAAGUAUGCCACUAACUCACUCGCCCUACGAAAGUUUAAAAAAAAAUAUGCUCGAAGCAGAAGAGGGCCGAAAGUCGUUUAGUCGAACGAGUAUUCAAUCAAAAUCUUCAGCCCCGCCAUUCGAAAUGAAUAAGGACGUUAAAGAAACGGCUCGACUUAAAGUGGAAGCGUUCUAUUGGCAAAAAAUCAAGCAGUUAAAAGUUCAAGAAGAUGAGUAUAUAUUGAAGCAAACAUUGAACAAUAUGUCACCUUCUCCGAAUGCUAACACAUAUUCAAACUGCAGCUCUCCGAGUUCGUUUAUGAUGAACUCCAAAAGUUGUAGCUUACCUCAAGAUGUAAGGCGGCGGAAUAAUUUUAUUAUGUCAAAUAAUUAUUUACAUCUAAAUCCACCAUUCACUCGAGGUAUUUCGGAACGGCGAACUGAUAGUUUUGUAAGAAAAUCAAACAACGCAGAGUUUGAUGACUACUACCAUCAAAAAAGAACAUCGACGCCAAUAAUUCUUGAAAAUAAAUUAUACACAAAUGUAGUUACACCCAAUGCCCAAAGGGUACAGAAGUGUGUAAAUUACACUUCACAUCAAACAAUAAUGGCUGGCAGAUUUAGUAAUCAAAGCAUUAGUGCGGGAUGCCCUCAACCACCCAUUCGUACAUCCAGUGUCAGAAGCUCUUCAUCAACUUACAGAAAAAAUGAAUCGGUACGGACUGGUGGAAGAGCGCUUUAUUUUGAGUCGGAGAGCGGUUCAGACGCUGGUGAAAUAAAAUUGUUGCCGAAGGAUAUCUAUAAAGGUAUAUAUAUUUUUUUAAUUGCUUCAUUCGAUAAAAUAAAUUUAAGACAAAGUAAUACUCAAUUAUGA